Messenger RNA from Propithecus coquereli (Coquerel's sifaka), 4788 nucleotides. It is a transcript of the gene DACH1, whose product is annotated as dachshund family transcription factor 1. The coding region runs from base 423 to 2096 and encodes 557 amino acids. The transcript has 8 exons. Lineage: Eukaryota; Metazoa; Chordata; Mammalia; Primates; Indriidae. The record is from RefSeq and is a predicted model, not a curated record.
AUCUUUGAUCAAUGUACUUGCCAGGGAGAACCCAAGUCCUUCAAACCUCCUCCUUUUCACCUUCAUCCUUAACUUUGUGCUAGAGCGGGACCCACACAACAGCCGACCCUCCCCGCCCCCGCCCCCCUCCGAUCCAGCCCUCGAUCCCAGCCCCCGGAGAGGACUCGCAUUUCGACUUGCGGGACACUUUUGUGCGUUUCUCUCCAGAGCGCCUCUCACGCUCGCCCCUCCUGCGCUCGCUCUUUAUUACCUUCACCUCCUUUCCCCCUUCUCUCUCUUUCUCCUUCUCGUUCUCUCCCGGAGUUGUUGUUGUUGUUGCCCUCCUCGCUCCUGCUCCCCCCUGUUUCCCCCUUCCCCUCCCGGGGGCGUGUGGCAACUUUUCCCCUCGCUUCUCCUCCUUCUGUUUCCCCUUAUAUGUGACCAUGGCAGUGCCGGCGGCUUUGAUCCCUCCGACCCAGCUGGUCCCCCCUCAACCCCCGAUCUCCACGUCUGCUUCCUCCUCUGGCACCACCACCUCCACCUCCUCGGCGACUUCGUCUCCGGCUCCGUCCAUCGGACCCCCGGCGUCCUCCGGGCCAACUCUGUUCCGGCCGGAGCCCAUCGCUUCGGCGGCGGCGGCGGCGGCCACAGUCACCUCUACCGGCGGCGGCGGCGGCGGCGGCAGCGGAGGCGGCGGCGGCAGCGGCGGCAACGGAGGCGGCGGUGGCGGCGGCGGCAGCAACUGCAACCCCAGCCUGGCGGCCGCGGGCAACGGCAGCGGCGGCAGCGGCGGCGGCAGCAUUGGCGCUGGCGGCGGCGGCGCCUCCAGCACCCCCAUCAACGCGAGCACCGGCAGCAACAGCAGCAGCAGCAGCAGUAGCAGCAGCAGCAGCAGCAGCAGUAGCAGCAGCAGCAGUAGCAGCAGCAGCUGCGGCCCCCUCCCCGGGAAACCCGUGUACUCAACCCCGUCCCCAGUGGAAAACACCCCCCAGAAUAAUGAGUGCAAAAUGGUGGAUCUGAGGGGGGCCAAAGUAGCUUCCUUCACGGUGGAGGGCUGCGAGCUGAUCUGCCUGCCCCAGGCUUUCGACCUGUUCCUGAAGCACUUGGUGGGGGGCUUGCACACGGUCUACACCAAGCUGAAGCGGCUGGAGAUCACGCCGGUGGUGUGCAAUGUGGAACAGGUUCGCAUCCUGAGGGGACUGGGCGCCAUCCAGCCCGGAGUGAACCGCUGCAAACUCAUCUCCAGAAAGGACUUCGAGACCCUCUACAAUGACUGCACCAACGCAAGUUCUAGACCUGGAAGGCCUCCUAAGAGGACUCAAAGUGUCACCUCCCCAGAGAACUCUCACAUCAUGCCACAUUCUGUCCCUGGCCUCAUGUCUCCUGGGAUAAUUCCUCCAACAGGUCUGACAGCAGCAGCUGCAGCAGCUGCCGCUGCUACCAAUGCAGCUAUUGCCGAAGCAAUGAAGGUGAAAAAAAUCAAAUUAGAAGCUAUGAGCAACUAUCAUGCCAGUAAUAACCAACAUGGAGCAGAUUCUGAAAAUGGAGACAUGAAUUCAAGUGUUGAUGAGACCCCGCUUUCUACACCAACCGCAAGAGACAGCCUUGACAAACUUUCUCUAACUGGGCAUGGACAACCACUGCCUCCAGGUUUUCCAUCUCCUUUUCUGUUUCCUGAUGGAUUGUCUUCCAUAGAGACGCUUCUGACUAACAUACAGGGACUCUUGAAAGUUGCCAUAGAUAAUGCCAGAGCUCAAGAAAAACAGGUCCAACUGGAAAAAACAGAGCUGAAGAUGGAUUUUUUAAGGGAAAGAGAACUAAGGGAAACACUUGAGAAGCAGUUGGCUAUGGAACAAAAGAAUAGAGCCAUAGUUCAAAAGAGGCUAAAGAAGGAGAAGAAGGCAAAGAGAAAAUUGCAGGAAGCGCUUGAAUUUGAGACAAAACGGCGUGAGCAAGCAGAACAGACGCUAAAACAGGCAGCUUCAACAGAUAGUCUCAGGGUCUUGAAUGACUCUCUGACCCCAGAGAUAGAAGCUGACCGCAGUGGCGGCAGAACAGAUGCUGAAAGGACAAUACAAGAUGGAAGACUGUAUUUGAAAACUACUGUCAUGUACUGAAUCUUCCCUGUUGAAGAAAUCCAUGUUAUAGUAAAGAACUUUGCAGUCAGACAUUCGUCAUGCAAAAGUUUGGAAAAAAUAAAGUCCUUUUGAAGGGAACUUCCUCAAUUUUGCGUAUUAAUGUUCUUUGAAAGUUUAAGUAUUCUACAGAAAAAAAAACAAAAAACAAAACAUUUUAUCCAUUGAUUUUUCACCUGUGGUCCAUACCAGAGACCUGAGAAUGUUUGUAAAUGUACAAGUAUCAAACUUCUUACAGUUAAUAACUGCAACUUGCUGCUGGACACUUGUAUACGGAGUUAAAGGCAGGUCUAAAUGAGACCUAGCUUUUCUUUUUUUUUUUUUAAUGGAAUGAACCAUUUUCCUCUUCUGAAAAUUCUGUAUCUGAGCACAUCAAGAGACUCUUGUAGCAGUGGUUACCCAGACUUACAGAAUUAUGUCCUCCAGAAACCAGCAAGAACACUUGGCAAUGAACUUGUAGGGGGCAUAGAGAAUUCUGAAAAGAAUAAAGAGUAAUAUUCUGUUUCAUUCAAUUUUAAACUCUCUAAUUGUGAGAUUUCUCCUGAAGAUUUUUUUCACAUACUUUCCAAAAGACCAACAAAUGGAUGUUGACAACAACCCAAUGAAAUAACAUUUUGCAUAUCUGAAAAGAAGCAUUGAAUAUAAGCCAAACGGUCUCACUGAAGGUCUUUUUUUUCUUGAAAAUAAAAAUAUAUAUAUAUAAAUGUAACAUGUUUUCAUUCCAAACUGGUAGUGGUAUAUAGAAUUAAAGAUAAUAAUGUUGCUUCUUAUUCAAGCUGUUGGUCAUAUGUACAGUAUAUAAACAUAAAACACACAAGGAAGGUAUUAUGUAUGCAGUAGUAUACUAGAAUUUAGGAAAACGAAAAUUUUAGAAAAUAUGUUUUGUCACCCUGUUUGGUCAGAAAGAUGUCUUUCUGGUUUUAACGCAUGCAGGCAUGUAAAUAUUUGUCUGGAGUCACAGUAUUAAUGAAUGAGAUCUUAAGCAUCUGGUGACAUCAGAACUCUGUGUCAGCCACUUUUUAUUUGUAUAUUGAACUCUAGUUAGUGCCCCGAACAGCACUAUUGAUAAUGGAUUGUGGCUAAACAGUAAAUCAAAACACCAGAAAUAUUUUUAUAUGUUAAUGUCAUAUUAUGUUAAUGUUGCUGAAAAACAAAACCUAACCCUUGAUGUACCAGUCCAAUACCAUGUAGCGCUGAGUGAAAAAUAAAGUUAAAAUGUGUUGUGCUUCCCACCCUGGACAGAGGGAAGGGUGGCUACGUGUUAUUUUCACUGUCUUUUUGAAAGUUACAGUAUGUGUUUUCACUUUUGUGCAGAAAACUGGAAGUAAAGCUGCAAACAGUGCUUAUUAUACACUAAAGUUACCUUCUCUUUGUUUUUACAUGUCUGGAGUUAACACCUUUAAAGACUGAUAUGAAACAGUACAGUCACUGUACAUUUUAUGAUUUUUUUCUGUCAUCUUAAAAUUUUAUGAUCGUAACAUUAUUUAUUACCAUAAAACAGCAAAAUCUUAAAUGUCUAAGAAAACUAGCUUAAAAUACUUAAAGAUAGUUCUGAUUGGGUAUUAAUUAUUUGGUUAAAAAAAUAACAUUAUAGAUACUCUGGCACUAAGUUUCUAUUCCUUUUAGGUCUUCCUUGCAAUACUGGAACAUAAUUCUUUUGUGUAGCUCGCUACUAACCAGCUAAGUCCAUUUUUAAUACAAAAAGGUUAAAUGUACAGUUCUUAUUUUAGCUUGCUUUAAAAGGGAGCAAUAUUUUUUAUUUAAAGUAUCGUUAGUAAAUGCUUUGUAGAAACUUGGUUUUCUAAGUAUAGUUCUUCCACAACCAUCUUUUGUUGUUUGAGCACAGGAGAUUCUAUUCCUAGUUAUGUGUAUUUUUUCCCCUCUAUGCAGUCUUUAAAGGAUUACAACACUUAAAAUUGGAUGGACUUGUGGCAAGCUUUUGAAUCAUGCAUUUUUUGAAAGAUUUUUUAAAAAGCCUACAACUUACAUAUGUAGUAGAAUCAGCCAUUGCUCUGCUCCUGGCAUAGAGUCACCUGUUAAGUGGGUUAAAUAGUUUUAAAAUACAUACUUUCAAGACUUUUGAGAAUGCUUUAGUGUUUGGUUUGACAUAAAAAGAAAUUUUAGCAAGUAUUAAAGGAAAAAGCUAUCAGCUGUAUGUUAAGAGAGACUCUUACUAACAUGUUGUAAAUAUUACAAUUCACGAAAUGUUAUUGUUAAGUCUAUAACUUAAUUUUUCCCCUUUUUUUAGUUAUACAGGUUGGUUUGGAAAUUUGUGUUUUGGCAUAAACAAGUAAAAUUGUGCCCAUUUUAUGGUUUCCAUGCUUUUGUAAUCCUAAAAAUAUUAAUGUCUAGUUGUUCUAUAUUAUAACCACAUUUGCGCUCUAUGCAAGCCCUUGGAACAGAACAUACUCAUCUUCAUGUAGGACCUAUAAAAAUUGUCUAUUUUUAUCUAUAUAUUUAAAGUUUUCUAAAAAUGAUAAAAGGUUAUUACGAAUUUUGUUGUACAAAAUCUGUACAAAAAUCUGUUUUUACAUCAUAAUGCAAGAAUUGGAAAUUUUUCUAUGGUAGCCUAGUUAUUUGAGCCUGGUUUCAAUGUGAGAACCACGUUUACUGUUAUUGUAUUUAAUUUUCUUUUUCUUUUCAACAAUCUCCUAAUAAAACUGUCUGAAAUCUC